Messenger RNA from Wyeomyia smithii (pitcher-plant mosquito), 7559 nucleotides. RefSeq lists its product as uncharacterized. The record is from RefSeq and is a predicted model, not a curated record. The transcript is spliced from 12 exons. Lineage: Eukaryota; Metazoa; Arthropoda; Insecta; Diptera; Culicidae. The coding region runs from base 515 to 4639 and encodes 1374 amino acids.
UCUAGUUGUGUUUGUUUGCAAUUGCAAUUAUUCACGGAUUGUUGACGGUCGUGGAUACUGCAAUAAUUGAACGUUUCACAUCUCCAUAAAAAUGCCAGAGAAAAAGUUGCACAUAGGGUAGAAAUUGUAUUAGUAAUCACUUGCUUCAGCCCUAUGAUUGUGUGAGUGCAUUUUAUGUUUUUACACUGUUACAAUAUUUUCAACUGUGCGCAUAAAUUGCUUGAAGAAAAGUCAAAAAUUCGAUUUCACAAAAUUGUUUUAAUGUGUUUAUGUGCAGUAGAAGAGCAGCUGUUUAAUGUAAGCAACAAAAUUUAAAGUUCAGUACACGAAUGAUGUUUAUCUGGAUUACACAAUUGAGCGGAUUCUGUGGAUAACUAAUAGGUCAAAAGCAAAAUUUUAUAAUCAUGCCAUUAUGUGUAUGCCUUGGAGCUAUAGAAAGAAAAAAAUAGAGUCAUAACAUCCAGUAAUUAUGUAACAAAAACACCUGCCAUUAUCAGUAAAAAUAACGUAUUGGAUGGAAACGAUGGAGACUGCUAAUACAACUACCCUUCCGAUGGGUACGAGUGCUGUCCUUGUACGUCCAAACACAUUGCUGCCGCCCGAGAAAGAGCCAGUCCACUUUCAAGUCAAUCUGAUCGGGGCCCCUCCAGAAGUAGAACAACUAAUCGAUCAUAUUAAAGCGGUGGCAGAGCAGUUUCUUUAUCACUGGAAAACGUUUCCAAUCAAUUUACCAGCACCACUCUCUGUAAGCCCUGGUGGUGGUGUUGGAAAUGGUGGAGCGGUGACUAAUAACAAUAGCAACAUGACUGGCGCUAACAGGAAAUCACGGCCGAUAAAUCUACGUGAUCUUUUUAUCGCACCACCGUUUGAUGAACUUGAUGCAGUUGCUGCGGAUGGAUCGGGUGAACCUCGUCUACUGAAUACAGCUCAGCUACGAUCUCUGCGCGAAAGAGGCUUGCAAAAGGACAAAUUUGGCAAACCGAAGAAAUUAAAUUUGGAACAAUUGGACUCGAUACAGCUGACAGGUGAGUUCGAGGUCCCAAGUUUAAACUUUCCUGGCCAAAUGCAUCGUUGGCGAUUAUCCCAGUUCCUCCAGAAAGGUUCCAUUCGAACACGUGACUCGCUGCUGGGAGACUUAGCCAUGUCGGCCCGAUUCAUAGUAAUCACGGCAAAAGGGCGUCUGUUUGGAUACUUUUUCUCUGUUGCUCAUGCCGCGCACGCACUACUGCAAGGUUUAACAAAGUUAAUAGAUAUGGUUGUAGGUGUUCCAUCUUUAUUGGCUCAAAAUCUUGAUAACAAAAUUAGAGAAGAGCGUUGUCGUUUUUUGGUUGCCGAGUUGGUUUGUAGGAGCGAAUAUGAAGACUGUUUGGAUGCCCUUUGUGGUUAUGUAAGACAUCAGCUUCGGCGAGCUACAAUGGAAAAAUUUGACGUUAACUGUCAACAGGCUCAGCCAGUACCUUAUUUGUACGCUACUCCAAAGGGUCAAGAUAUUGAUAUGAGAUUGUUUUCAAAAGAUACUAUGCGAAAAGCACUGCCCAUUCUUGUAGGAAUACUUGAGAAAGAAACCCGUGGAUGGUUUCUACACUUCCGCGAACGGCUGAUUGCCGAACUGCGGGAACGAAAAAUGACAGAUUCUGAAAUAGAGGAAGAAGUUAACGAUGCCGUGAUGAAAGAAUAUCUUCAACGAGUAUACACCUCUAUUUUAUCAAAUAGUGAUUUGGCAGACCUCGGCGAAAACAUUCCUCAGUUGUUAGUACAGCAAGCACAAUCUGUGGUUAUAAUGCACAAAGCUGUCGAUAAAAUUCAAAAAGAGCUGAGGAAAUCUCGAGAAGAACAACAAAAGUUAUUACAGGAAGAGCAUCCCGUUUUAUCACGAAUAUUACCUUGGCUGCGAUCUAAACUCGAAGCUGCAGAACAAAAUAAGAUAUCGAAGAUUACAUGGGGAGCACAUGAAGAAGCAUUGAAAAUUGCCCAAAAGCAUAAUUUAUACCAAACAGUAUAUUUUCUGAAUCGUGAUUUGGCAUUCAUGAAGGAGAGAGAACCGAUUCUUCUAAAAGAACUGAAAAAUGCUAAAACUCCGACUAGGAAUUUUCAAUGGGCUUGCCGAAUAUGGUCACCAAAAUCGUGGAUUAUUCGCCGUAGCUUCCAGGGUCACUCAGAAGUGAUACCUACUGUUAUAACUCAGCAAGCCACUUCGAUUGUUACCCCACGCUCUGAUCCUAGUCAGCCGGUGUUUCUCGUUGAAAAAGAACUACUACGCUCAACCAGUACAAGAUGGCCCAUGUGGCGCUUAUUAAACCUUUUCCAACGCACAUGGACCUGGACCUGGAAUAUAAUGUUUUUGCUAGGUGUAAUUGUACCCUGGUGCAGCCCAAUGGGUCUUCGCUCUCUCUUUUGUGUUAAGCCAUUUAUGGCUGAUUUAGAAUUAUCUCAGGUAAAUGGAACUCUCUUCCCACGGAAAACUAGCAUCACGCAGACUAUGUGCUCUCGAUUAAUAGAGUUGUGGCGGCAUAUUUCUAAAGCAAGAACGCAUUUUGAAACGGAACCGGAUACAGGAUUUGUUGGAAAAGGCAUGACGAGACAUUUAAAUCGAUUGUAUAACUAUUUUAUUAAAGGCUUCCUCGGAUCACUUCUUAUUCUUACCUUGUUUCCGCUAAUGUGUCUUAGCGUUAGCAUUAGCAGUAUAGUUUUCGCUGUUACUGCACCCCUAUGGAUGCCUUUCAUCACACUUACGUUACACUUAUAUAUGAUGUUUGUGUAUGAUUUGGAUUGUCCGGAUGAAAGUCGUCGAAAUCGUUAUUGUAUUUUUUUGGAAGCAGUCGGAUGGAAUAUCCUAGUUCAAGGUUUACUUCAACCAGUAACAGCCAUGCUGGUAGCUUUGGUACUUUGUCCAACAGCAUCUAUCUUAAUUUUAUUCGUUGGUGUUGCGAGAUAUUGGUUGCGACUUUUCUGGGAUGCCGUAACUUUUCAUUUGUUUAUAAAGAAAUGUGGAAGAGUUCCUGCAAGUGAUAGUUUUGCUGUUAAACGAAUUGCGGGACCUGGUUUGGCUUUGAACUAUUAUUUUUCUAUAAAACCCGAACAAGCCUUGGCUGCAUUUGAAGCAAAAAUGGAACUUGAUGAAUUACAGGCUUAUCAGCACUCACUGGAAACAACUAUUUGUCAGCCGCAAAAGGAUUACAGUCAGUUUGUGGAAGCGUGUUUUGGCCCCUUUUCAGCUCAACUUUCAAAAACAGUGGGUCCUUAUAGACAACUAGAACGGGAAGGCCAAGAUCUAAUGUCUUCGUUGCACGAAAAAUUAGAGAAGCGACGUAGGGAUUUACAAACUGGUCUGACUACUGCCGUAAAGUCUAGAAUAAAGCUAAACACGAUGGAGUUGAAAAUUGUUAUACAGCAAUCAGCGUACAUGCUAGAAAAGUUUUACCCGUUUCAUGUUAUAGCAAGGCUUUCGAUAAGCGAGGACGAGUUCUGGGAUGCCAAGGGGCUAUCCGUUGGUGAUUGGGCCGGUUUAGCUGGAUUGUUAUAUGCCGAUAUUUUCAGCUUAGAUUUUUUGACACCUUUAUCUGAAAAUGAUACACAAUUUAAAUUGGAGCCGCACUCACAAUUGGAUUUGUCCCGUUACACAGAAAUGGUACAAAAUACAAGCGACAUAAUGGGUAUCAAUGGUCCGGAUUUACUAGGUAAUGUGUAUGCCCCCCGAGGAAAUAUCCAAGUUCAUUCGCCAUAUCUGGAAGUUUCUGCUUUUAAUCCUCGAUCACGAGUAAUGAUCAAUUCUCGUAGGGCGGAAAAGAGAAAUGAUACAUGCUCCGGUUUGACAACACCUAGGGUAAGGGCUCGUCGAUCUCCUAUACCCACAACAAAAUCAGUGAACAGUUGGAAGCCUUGGAAACGAAAAGAGCAUAAAAAACAUGCAGCUGAUAAAUUGUUAAUUCCGCUGCCUAUUCCACAUCCUGUCCAUAUAGCCAUAUCAAUCUAUAACCGCGAUUCCGAGCAUCCCAUUCCGAUCGAAUCGGAUAUUUGUUGGGAUAUCCUAAGAUCAAUUGAAGAAUGCCAAGGAGAUUUGGAAGCAAUUCUACGUUUCCGUGAAUCUGGAGGUGAAGCAAAUCGAUCAAUAGGGAUCAGUGUCGACGGUUUGGCCGCCAUAGACUCUAGUAUGGACUCAUUAGACUCCCAAAAUUCCUCGAACUCCGGGACCAAGGAUAGCAUGGAUAUGAUUGCUGGGGCUAGUGAAACUUUGCCGUGUACUAAUAGAGAGGUAACAAUAAUAAUGCCAUCAACUAUUAUGGGAGCUAUCGAAGCAAACAAUGAAAGGUCAUAUACGGAGCAAGCUAUUACUGUUCGAGAGGAUGGCGAAGAAACACCGAUCGUUGUACCAUCCCAUUUUCACUGGACAUUGAGUAACUGGGGUGGUGGUGGUUCACGGGCGCAAACGGCUGCUGCAGCGCGUCGAAGAAACACCAGUUUUACAUAUAACAGCACUACAACUACUGUUCAAGAUAAUUUGAAUAGUGCUAGUACCAUUUCUCAUAAUGACGCACAUCUAGAACAGAUUCGUGUUGAUUUAGCAAGUCCUGAGGAUAUAUCGCUAGACACGGACAGUUCACGAGCUGUAUUUAGUACCGCAUAUGGAACUACUGUUUGAAGCUUGAUUUGCUUCUACUAGAAACACAUAAGUUAUAAGGUAUUAUGUGAUGAAAAGCAGAAGCAGAUUUAUGUUUCUUGAAUCGGGUUAUAAUUUUCAAACUCCACGUGCAUUAGAAAUGCAUAUAUUUAUACAAUAGUGUUGAAGUUUUUUGUUUUAAAAAAAGUUUGUUUAUUUUACACCUGCAAGAUACAUUUUAUUUAAACUUAAUAAUCAUUUAGUUCCGUUUUUUCGGUUUUUCUAGUCUAAGCCAUGACCAUUUAUUGCUGCCAAAAAGUUAAUUGGUUAUGUACCUAAACGUAUUGUGUGUUUUUUUAUUGAGACAUAACAGUUUAGAUUAACAGAUUACUAACUGAAUGACAUACAUACGAAUAUACUUUUCCGAUCGCUAUCAAAGAGGUAACGUUUUAUAUUUAUAAUCUGUAUUCAAUUCAAAGGCAUUUAUCCAAGUCUAUUACUGCAAACCAGCUAGGUUUAAUGAAAAUGUAUGUGACGGUGACAAUGUUUGUAAGCCGCUAACAAGUCGUUGAGGUUCAUUGAAAAAUUUAAUUUUAUGCUAUCCCACUGUAAUUUCCGUGCAUUUUAAAUCGAUUAUUUAUUGAUUUGGGUAUUAAGUUUAUAUUGAAGUUUUGAAUAGGUAUGCUUACAAAAAAGUUAGCUUUUUCUAAAAUUCAACCAAAUAAAAGAUUGUUAUAGUUUGUCUGAAAUUGAAGAGCUGUCAACAGCUGUGCGAAUGUUGUUCCUCGCAGUGGCGUAGCGUGACUGGGUGACACACGGGGCGGAAAAUUUUGGGUGUCACCACCUAGGACGCAGUAAAAUUUUGAAUUAUGCGGAACACUUAAGCUCUGACAACUCUAUCUAAACCCUGAUUACUAUAAUAUUUCAAAAUAAUGCGAAAUUAGUUGCCUGAUUUGACCUGAGAACGUGACUUUUCCUCAAAUUGUUCAUUUUUAGCAAACAAUUGUAAUGUUCCAUUCUGCGUUGGCUUGGCAAACUACUUAUUUGAAAAAUAAAAUAAAAUCACCAGAACUUCUGCAUAAACGCAGGUGACCAAACUAUGCUAAAAGAUGUCGAUAGCUUCAAUAUCAGCAAUAAACCAUAAACCUGUUUUUGAGGGCCUCUAAGCUGUUAGGACCCUUUAAUUUUCAUCCAUAUGCUUCCAUAUCUUUCUGUUGUGAUUUCUUUUUUCAAAAUUAGGUUGAAAUAGUAGAAGAAGAAUGAUGAGUUGCGUUUUUUUUUCUAUUGCAAGAGAAACAUUCUACUUGCGAGGACGUAUUAUCCAAAAACUUGUUUUAAAAUAUACUGCCAAUCAUGUUCAGCUCAUGCUCGUUGAAUACAAUAAAAACUUCAUUUCCGCUGUGAUAUAUUCCAAAAGCAGGUCAAUGUGACGGCAUAAAAGUAACGUUGUGAAAACUAGAAAAAUAAUUUCAAAAAUGAUGUUACAUAGUAUAAAGCAGUACUUUCUUCAUAAUACUAUGUUUAGUUGAGCUACUCAUUUGCAUGAUAUAUUGAAAACAAUGCAUUUAAGGUCAAAAUAUGAAAAUGUUGUUUACUCGAAGAACCAAUUUUGCAAAUGUUACAAUUAUGCGAUCAUGGGCAAUAUAGUACGGGAAUAUUUCGUCUCGCAUCGUCUAAGGCUCCUUGAUUAACGUUAAGAUAAUUUGCUGGUCUCAUAAGCCACUUAUCAUAUGUUCAAGCCUAGAAUGCAACUUUGUACUUACAAUAAACGACUAACUGCUCGUUAUUUGGCGUUCCAGUUAAUUGUUUAAUUGAAAACUCGAAACAUAAAAAUAACAGAAUUUUUCGAUUCAAUACUUCAACCAACCUAAUUUUCAACCUAAUACUGAAUCCUGCUUACCUCUUCUUAUAGCAACAUAAUUUGUCGCUUACAAUUUUUUUUUCUCUCCAACCAUAUUGGUUAAUGAAUUCUCUGUAUACCGAAACAAAAAAUUACACUUUCUUGUCUUCUUUCUUCGCCAUUUACAAGUAGUUUUUGACUCUCAGCGAUGCAUGGUCUUAAUCGAUCCCGUAAAAAACGUGAUCUUUUUAUACGUGUUCCUUCUGUGUUUCCCGGGUAAGUUUGUAUAACAACUUGAUUCCCAUUUCACCAUACAGAAAAUAUUUUUUUAGUAUGCCGCGACAAAUUCGAUCAUUGUGAAAAGUCACGCGGGUUGAAAUUAGAUUAGUAAUCCCUUUACCGUGGAACAUCUCAGAAUAAUAUCAAUGCGAAUACUGUUAACUUUCAUUUCUCAAACGGUAAUUAUUCCAGAUUCUAUCAUUCCUUUUUCCAAUGAAUUAAGGCAGAUUUGGCAAUUGGUUGAUGCAUACCUACUAAUAAAAGUUAAAACUUAUCACAAACCGCAACCUUAAUAGUUAAGAACAUUUAGUAACUAGAAAUAAAUAAAUUUUUUAAAGAAUUUACACAGGAAGCAGCUCGGCUAGAAAUAUGUUUUGUUCAAGGAAUAACUUGUGAAUCUGUCCACGUUAUUUUUAUUGUUUUAUUGGUUUCGUAAAACAAAUAACCUACACAUGACUAACGCUCUCUAUUAUUUUCCUUUAAUAUUGCAAUAACAGAGAUGUUUAAGCAACGAAUGCUUAAACUAUUCAAUAAGGAUAAUUCUAAACGCUCAUUUAAGUUCAUAUUCGAAGUAAAAACCAAAGAUCAAAUUGAAUAUUUAUUCCCACUCUUUUUUUCUCGCAUAAAAAAUGGGAGUAUAACGGACGUUUUUGCGGUAACAUUUAUUCAAUCCUACACCUACUUUUGUAUAACAAGCUUGAGCGUUUCUGUACAUAUAGAAUAAUAUACAUAGAUUAACCAUCCAUAGUAAAAAUCUUUGUAAUGCGUAUUUCAUUAAUAUAUUCAAAAUAAAAUGGUCAUCAUCCAGUGAUGCACAAGUUUGCAAUUGAAAAGUUUCAAUCA